UCGUCCCGCCCCGCGCGCGGUGAUUGGCUCCGCGCGGCGUCUGGUUCCGGUUCCGGUGGGGUACGCCGUGGGGCGGAGCGGCGGCGGGCCCAUGGCGCCGGGCCGGCUGUGAGGGCCAUGGCGGCCCCACACGCGGAGAAGCUGGAGGGCGGCGUCCCGGCCCCGCCGCCCCCGCCGGGGCCUCCGCACCCCGCGGGUAGCGCCGCCGCCGGCGGGCCCGGCCGGAAGCAGGGGAAGGCAGGGCUGCAGAUGAAGAGCCCCGAGAAAAAGCGGCGCAAGUCCAACACGCAGGGCCCCGCCUACUCCCACCUCUCGGAGUUCGCCCCGCCGCCCACCCCCAUGGUGGACCACCUGGUGGCCUCCAACCCCUUCGAGGAUGAUUUUGGGGCCCCCAAGGUGGGCGCGGCCCCUGCCCCCUUCCUGGGCAGCCCCGUGCCUUUCGGCAGCUUCCGCGUCCAGGGGGGGAUGUCACCGCAGGUGCCCCCCGGUUACGGUGGAGGCCCCCAGUCCCUGCGGAGGCAGCCCCCCCCCUUCGCCCCCGGGCAGAUGGGCCCGGCCUUCAGCAUGCCCCCCCAGAACCCCGGCUAUGUCCAGCCCGGGGGCAUGGGCUUCCCGGGGCAGCCCUUCAGCCAGCCCCUCCAGCCCCUCGGACAGAACUUCAGCCCCCCCGCGGGGCAGCUCCUGCAGGGGCCCGUCGGGGGCUUCGGGCCCAUGAUUUCCCCCACCGUGGGGCAGCCCCCCCGGGGAGACAUGGGCCCCGGGCCAGCCCUCAACCCCCCCGGGGGACCAGCGGCCUCCCAGCGCUUCAGCCAACCUGGCAACCUCUUUGGACAGUCGCCCAUGCAGCGCCCAGGGCAGAACGUGCCCCCCCUGCCCCCCACCGCCAGCCCCUUCCCCGGGGCUGACCCCAGCUUCCCUGCUGGCGGUGAGGAGGGGGGCAAGAACCUCAACCCCACCCCCAGCACCUUCGCCCAGGAGCAGCACUCGGGCUCCCCCGCCACCGUCAACGGGGCGCAGCCCGGUUUCACCCCAGGCAGCAGCAGCCGCGGUGCUGGCACCCCGGAGACCAACAGCCUCCCACCACCCCCACCCGGUAAGGCAGCCGGCAGUUCAGGGCACCAGCCACCGCCGGGGCUGGUGUACCCCUGCGGGGCUUGUCGCAACGAGGUGAAUGACGACCAGGAUGCCAUCUUGUGCGAGGCCUCCUGCCAGAAGUGGUUCCACCGGGAGUGCACAGGGAUGACGGAGAAUGCCUAUGGGCUGCUCACCACCGAGGCCUCUGCUGUCUGGGCCUGUGACUUCUGCCUGAAGACCAAGGAGAUCCAGUCGGUCUACGUCCGGGAGGGCCUGGGACAGCUGGUGGCUGCCAACGACGGCUGAGCUGCUUUCCCACCGCCACCAGCAGCUUCCCCUGCCGAUUUAGGACCAAACCCCCUUUUUUUGUAGCUGCUGCUGCCGCCGCUGCCACCCCCACCACCAGCCAGAGAGAUGGUGCCAGGCACCGGCUGUGGCUCCACCAGCUGCCACUGGGACCCGGGCCAGUGCUGGCUGUGCCAUCGCCAGCCCUUUGCUGCGGGGGGGCUGCAGCCCCGGUGCACUGGCCUGCGGGGGCUGAGGCUCCCCGGUGCCCCCCCAGCUCUGCCUGAUGGGGUCAGUGCCCUUGGAGGGUGUGUGUGUGUUUGCGUGAUCCGGUCCCCACCGCCAUCCACGACUUCCCCCGGGGCUGUGCAGCGGUCCCGGUGUCCCUUCCACAUGCUUGGGGCAGUCCCGCUGCCCGGGACAGUCCUGGUGCCCCCCCCCCCGCCCCCCUCUUUUAGCCGAUCGUUAAUGGAAACUUUUGUACCGUCGCUAUAAAACUCUGAAACCCG
Molecule: messenger RNA, 1868 nt
Organism: Harpia harpyja (harpy eagle)
Lineage: Eukaryota; Metazoa; Chordata; Aves; Accipitriformes; Accipitridae
Gene: PYGO2
Product: pygopus family PHD finger 2
Exons: 3
Coding region: 118-1380 (420 amino acids)
Biological process (GO): spermatid nucleus differentiation; kidney development
Source: RefSeq, a predicted model, not a curated record